GACCGGCCGGAAGCGGAAGUGCUUCUGGUGGUACCUUCUCGGUGUUCCGAGCGGUCUUUCAGUGGAGGCCAGGGAAAGCGCUAUGGAACACGUGACGGAGGGUGCCUGGGAGUCUCUGCAGGUGCCGCUGCAUCCUCGGGUGCUGGGCGCACUGCGCGAGUUGGGCUUCCCGCACAUGACGCCGGUACAGUCUGCCACCAUCCCUCUGUUCAUGAAAAACAAAGAUGUCGCUGCGGAGGCUGUGACAGGUAGUGGGAAAACCCUGGCUUUUGUCAUCCCCAUUGUGGAGAUUCUUCUGAGAAGGGAGGAGAAGUUAAAGAAGAGCCAGGUCGGAGCCAUCAUCAUCACUCCCACUCGAGAGCUGGCCAUUCAGAUUGAUGAGGUCCUUUCGCACUUCACAAAGCACUUCCCGCAGUUCAGUCAGAUCUUGUGGAUUGGAGGCCGGAACCCUGGAGAAGAUGUGGAGAGGUUCAAGCAGCAUGGUGGGAACAUCAUUGUGGCAACCCCGGGCCGCCUGGAGGACAUGUUCCGGAGGAAGGCGGAGGGUCUGGACCUGGCUAACUGUGUGAGAAGCUUGGAUGUCCUGGUGCUGGAUGAGGCAGACAGACUUCUUGACAUGGGCUUUGAAGCAAGCAUAAACACCAUCCUGGAGUUCUUGCCAAAGCAGAGGAGAACAGGCCUUUUCUCAGCCACACAGACACAAGAAGUGGAGAACUUGGUGCGAGCGGGCCUCCGGAACCCUGUCCGAAUCUCUGUGAAGGAGAAAGGCGUGGCAGCCAGCAGUACCCAGAAGACCCCAUCCCGCCUGGAGAACUAUUACAUGCUUUGUAAGGCAGAUGAGAAAUUCAAUCAGCUGGUCCAUUUCCUUCGGAACCAUCAGCAGGAGAAGCACCUGGUCUUCUUCAGCACGUGCGCAUGUGUGGAGUACUACGGAAAGGCCCUGGAGGCGCUGCUGAAGAGAGCCAAGAUCCUGUGCAUCCACGGGAAGAUGAAGUACAAGCGCAAUAAGAUCUUCAUGGAGUUCCGCAAGCUGCAGAGUGGGAUCCUGGUGUGCACGGAUGUGAUGGCCCGGGGAAUUGAUAUUCCUGAAGUUAACUGGGUUUUACAGUACGACCCUCCCAGCAAUGCCAGUGCCUUCGUGCAUCGCUGUGGACGCACAGCCCGGAUAGGCCACGGUGGCAGCGCUCUAGUGUUCUUACUGCCUAUGGAGGAGGCGUACAUCAACUUCCUGGCCAUUAACCAGAAAUGCCCCCUGCAGGAAAUGAGCCUCCAGAGAAACACAGUCGACCUUCUGCCAAAGCUCCGGGCCAUGGCCAUGGCCGACAGGGCAGUGUUCGAGAAGGGCAUGAAAGCCUUCGUGUCCUUCGUCCAGGCCUACGCAAAGCACGAGUGCAGCCUCAUCUUCAGGCUGAAGGAUCUCGACUUUGCAAGCCUUGCCCAAGGAUUUGCCCUGCUAAGGAUGCCCAGGAUGCCAGAACUGAGGGGGAAGCAGUUUCCAGAUUUUGUGCCCACAGACAUCGAUACUGACACGAUUCCAUUUAAAGAUAAAAUUAGAGAAAAACAGAGGCAGAAACUUUUGGAGCAAAAAAGAAAAGAGAGGACAGAAAAUGAAGGAAGAAGAAAGUUCAUCAAAAAUAAAGCUUGGUCGAAGCAGAAGGCCAAGAAGGAGAGGAAGAAGAAGAUGAAUGCAAAGAGGAAAAAGGAUGAGGGUUCGGAUAUUGAUGACGAGGAUAUGGAGGAACUCCUUAAUGAUACAAGGCUCUUGAAAAAGUUUAGGAAAGGUAAGAUCACAGAAGAAGAAUUUGAGAAGAGGUUGCUGACAAGCACCAAAAGAACAGUACCGCUGACAGACUUAGGGGUCUCAGACUUGGAAGAGGACAGCUGACCUCAGCCUCGGUGAAGGCUGUUACGCCACCGGCCCACAUUCCCGCCCUUCCCGGAAGACUGUUCUGGAAAGCUGUCUGCGCUGAUGGGGAAACACAAAAGAACUGUACACUCAUAAGCACUACAGUCCUGCCAGGUCUCACAGAAUUGUUUCGUUAUUUGAGUGAAAAUAACAGAUGUCAGUAUUGAUUUUGA
Messenger RNA from Myodes glareolus (Bank vole), 2079 nucleotides. It is a transcript of the gene Ddx55, whose product is annotated as DEAD-box helicase 55. The record is from RefSeq and is a predicted model, not a curated record. Gene Ontology annotation, molecular function: ATP binding; nucleic acid binding; RNA helicase activity. NCBI's taxonomy places the organism in Eukaryota, Metazoa, Chordata, Mammalia, Rodentia, Cricetidae.